AGUGAUACACAAAGUGGUCUCUUUUUUGUUACCUGAUGAUAAACAAAGUUCAAUAGACGAUGACCCAACAUCAGCCCAGUUAUUUUUACAAAACAAACAAAAUAAGUAGCUCCAGUGACCCAAAACCUUGACUGGAAGACGAUACAAAGUAUCACCAAAGUUUUUACACAUAGUUGCACAAAAUAGACAAAAAACCGAUAACAAAAACAAAGCUACCAAACAUCGUACAUUUUUCCAACACCUAUCCACCAAAACGGUCCACAAUGAAGAAUUCUCUUCUUCUUUUGGCGUUCUUCUACGUACCGGUUUUUGCAAACGUGAGACUGUCUGACAAAGCUGGCAGACUUUUGGGCGAAACCGUUUUUCCUUUCAAGAAACUCACAACCCUCGACUCUUUCAAAAAUUUUUUCGAACUGGUAGAAGCCAAGAAACUCAACGUGUCUCUGGUGCGCUCCGCAACCAAAGUCGUGGACAAAUCAUUCUACCAAUAUUCGACGAUUGUAACUUACCCCUACUUCAAGGAACGGAACACCCAAACUAAUUUCACCAUAGAAGAGUGCGAAAAAUUUUUGGAUCUCGCUCGUACUGACAAAGUGGCUGCCAAAAUUAGUCUGUCUCGAAGAGAAAAAACGUAUCAAGUGUCAAACACUUAUGACGCUAUGGCAUAUACUAAUGGUCAUGUAAUGGUGACGAGUUUCUGGGAAAAAACUAAUGGAAUCGGAUCAAGGGACAAAAACUAUGUUGUUCACAAAACUUAUUUCACCACGGGGGCGGAUGGCAAAAACGCAACAGUGAAAGUUAUUUGGGGAAAUAUAGACGUGCGAGUCGUGAAUUCUCACAAUUUUACAGACGAAGAAAUCAAUCUGAACAAGAAAUUGUUUGCGAGGGUCAUCAUCGCCUAUAGUUUGAAAGACAUGGGGCAAGCGCUUGCUGCAAUGUUCAGUCGCACCUAUCCGGAUCAAAAGUGGCAAGUUGUGUCCACUACUGGACAAUACAGCUACGUUAAAGCCAAGAGGAUGAUCACUUUUCAAAUAGGUUUUACAAAAUACGUGAUUUAUUCUAUGUAACAGAAACAAAAUAAAGAAUGAAUCUCUUUAUUGUUCA
Molecule: messenger RNA, 1104 nt
Organism: Zophobas morio
Lineage: Eukaryota; Metazoa; Arthropoda; Insecta; Coleoptera; Tenebrionidae
Exons: 2
Coding region: 264-1067 (267 amino acids)
Source: RefSeq, a predicted model, not a curated record